AGGCAUUCACGCACUCCAUCGAGAUAAGCUCGCAGAAGUUGAUGGCUGAGAAGCAGAAGAGCGACCUGCUUCUAUCCAGGAUGCUCCCUCUACCGGUAUUGCGCAGAUUGAGAGCUCAACGCACCGUGCCCGCGGAGGCGUUCGACGCGGUCACCAUAUUCUUCAGUGACAUCGUGGGGUUCACCACCAUAGCAGCCAACAGCACUCCAAUGGAGGUCAUCAAUAUGCUCAACAUGCUGUACAGAUUGUUCGACGAGAAAAUUCAAGAGUACAAUGUAUACAAAGUUGAGACGAUAGGCGAUGCGUACAUGGCCGUGUCGGGUCUGCCACAACGAAACGGUAAUCGUCACGCUUCCGAGAUAGCCGACAUGUCGUUAUCACUGAUGCGCAGUCUGGAGGGGGCGAGCGUGCCGCACUCGCCGAACGAGCCGCUGCGGAUCCGCGCCGGCGUGAACACGGGACCAUGCGUGGCCGGCGUCGUAGGCACCACCAUGCCCCGCUACUGUCUGUUCGGAGACACCAUCAACACGGCUUCUAGGAUGGAGAGCACAGGCGAGGCAAUGAAAAUACACAUUUCUGAAACUACUAAGAAGGCAUUAGACGAGUUUGGAAAUUAUGAAGUAGAAUCCAGAGGAUUCAUAGAGAUACCGGGUAAAGGCAACAUGGAGACCUUUUGGCUCGUAAACAAACUUGGUGAUGUGGAGCCCCACAACCAAUGCCGAAAGCUGGACGACUACGAUAGCAAUCUGCUCGAGCUUCUGAUCAGAAGUUAAUUUAUGUUAAGAUGUU
This is a messenger RNA of Chilo suppressalis (striped riceborer), 789 nucleotides long. The record is from the annotation of a GenBank genome assembly. Lineage: Eukaryota; Metazoa; Arthropoda; Insecta; Lepidoptera; Crambidae.